Prionailurus viverrinus (fishing cat) is the source of this 1568-nucleotide messenger RNA. Its product is annotated as olfactory receptor 3A3-like. Gene Ontology annotation, cellular component: membrane. Gene Ontology annotation, molecular function: G protein-coupled receptor activity; olfactory receptor activity. The record is from RefSeq and is a predicted model, not a curated record. Gene Ontology annotation, biological process: G protein-coupled receptor signaling pathway. NCBI's taxonomy places the organism in Eukaryota, Metazoa, Chordata, Mammalia, Carnivora, Felidae.
AGGAGGAACCUGCAGCCGGAAAACAAGGAUCUUUCAACACAUGCGUGUCUAUAAACGAAGCACCGCAUCGUUAGAAUGAAAGAUAAAAACCAUAUGAUCAUCUCCCUAGGUGCAGAAAACGCGUUUGACAAAAUAGAACAUAUUUCCAUGAUAAAAACCCUCCACGAAUGGGGGCAGAGAAGUUGUAUAGCUCAAUACCACAAAGCCCACAUACGACAAAACCCACAGCUGACAUCAUACGCAACAGUGAGAGGUUGAAAGCUUUCCCUCUAGAAUCAAGAACAAGGCAAGGCUGGUCAGAGACGUACCGGGUUAAAUUUCAAUCCUUGACGUUGAAACGUGUUGAGAAUUGGUCCGUGGCUCAGAAAAUGCUUUAUCUUGGCGAACACAUACUUGUACUUGAAAAGAAUGUGUAGUGGACACACAUGUGAAAUUCAGAUCUCCUGUUUAGUGUUCUAAAGACAUCGGUCAAGAUGGAUUCAUUGCUGCUGUUACUAGUAUGAAACGCAUCCCCUCAUCUUUGGUAACACGGUUUUCCUCGAAGUCUGAUUUCUCUAAUAUCGAUAUAACCACAUCAGGCUUCUUUGCUCACUAUUUAUUCGUGCAGGUUUCUGCGCAUGGUUCCGGGCAGCUGGGGAAUGAGACCCGAGUGUCGCUGUUCCUUCUGGAAGGGCUGGCCGACGCAGAGGAGUUGAGGCCCUUGCUCUUUGUGAUCUUUCUGCUGGUCCACAGCGUGGCUGGGCAUUGCCAGCCUUACUGUGAUGGACUCCCGACUCCACACUCCCAUGGACGACUUCUUAGUCAACCUCUCACUGCUGGACACUGCCUAUAUCUCCAGCACGGGGCCUCAGGUGCUGGAACACCUGCUGGCAGCAGUGCGGACCGUGCCCUAUCGUGCUUGUCUUCCCCAGAUCUUCUUUCUCCACUUCCUGGCUCCCUGGGAGUGCUUCCUGCUCACAGCCAUGGCCUGUGACCGCUAUGCGGCCAUCGGCCGGCCACCGCACCACCUAGUCCUCUUGGGCCGUCGGCGGACCCGGGCAGGAAUGGCUUCCACCUCCCGCCUGCUUGCCUUGGCCGAUGCGUUCGCCCACACCGUCCUUGCAGCUCCACUGAGGUUCUGCGGGCCUCGCCUCAUCACCCACUUCUCCUGUGGCCUCCCUCCACUGACCAGACUCUCUUGCUCAAGCACGUGGGCCAGCGAACUUGCCCUGUUUGUCCUCAGUUUCGUGGUGGCUCUUGCACCCCGUGCCCCGGUUGCGAUCUCCUGUGUACGUGUUGUGGCUGCGAUUCUCAGGAUCCACUCCGCUGAGGGCCGAAGGAAAGCCUUUUCCACCUGUGGUGCUCACACCACCGUGGUCUGCAUUUUCUACAUCGCUCCAGUCCUCUGCUACAUCCUCCCCAGCUCUGCGUGCUCUGGCUUGCGGGACCGGGUGCUCCCUGUGCUGUACGUGGUCCUCACCCCCAUGCUCAACCCCGUCGUCUACAGCAUGGGAAACAAGGAGGUGAAGAGGGCUUUGUUCAAGGCCCUCGGGAAAGAAAGUGCCUCCUAGGCACCGGUCACAUCAAGU